AUGGCUCCAGGACGAUUCGGCCGCCGGUUUAAUUUCGCCGCGUCUCUAUGCCCUCGCAUGACGGAGCCGGACACUUUGACGGAGCAUAUAAGGAUCAAAGUCGGAGAACAUGUCCGUCGCGGGGACUAUUCUGAAGUUGCAGGGUAUACUCAGUACGAAGAGUAUAACGAACACGAUGGGUAUACUCCAGGCGAAGAGAACACUCAAUACGAACAGCAUACACACGACGAAGAGUACACUCAAGACGGAGUAAAUACUCGUCACGAAGAGUAUACUAGAGACGAGGAACAGAACGAAAAUAAUAUUCGUGUUCCAACUGAUGGUCCAGAUGAUGGAGAAGGGGGAGGACGAGGACGAGGACGAGAACAAGAGGCCGUCUUCAAGGGCGCAUAUGGAUGGUACACGAUUGGGAAUGAAGAUGAGAAAGAUGUCGAACGUGGCCUGCUUACACCCCAAGCUGUCCCCAUGGUCGAGAAGCGCAAGGUCUUGACUUGCACUCGCGCCGAAGCAUUGGAGAUGUACCAACCCAUCGAGGAGAAAUUCAAGGCAAGCUAUGGGACUGCCGACGUCCGAAUGGAAGUCCGACACAACUUCACCGAGCAACUGGUCAGAGUCCUCCCGCCGUUCGAAAAGAAGAUGGUCAAGAUGAAUGCAGAGUUUCACGGAGCCAAGGACGUCAUUCGGUGGUUCCGCAAUGUCGAUAUAGACGAUGAUCUAAAGGAAUAUAGCUGGGAGACAACGUACCGAGUUCCCCGUCUGACUCCCAAGCAAAUUGACGACACUUGGGAAGAUCUGCAUCACCUCGCAUACCACAGCAGCGUAUACUUGAUGAGCCGCAUGGAACUUAGGACUAGUGUCUUGAAGAUGCUUUUCGACGAGCAGACGAAGCGAAUUCAGGAGUUGGAGGAAGAGCUCGAGUGGAAGAAUUCGGUGGAAUUUGGUGUUGUCGAGUUGAGGGAAGACUUGGAGACAUUGAGCGAGAAGUCUGCAAAGCGUGGGAAGAGGUCUUUGGUGAAGGAUUUUGUUAAAAAGGUAUUUUGCCAUCGUGGAUAG
Messenger RNA from Trichoderma aggressivum f. europaeum, 1053 nucleotides. RefSeq lists its product as uncharacterized. NCBI's taxonomy places the organism in Eukaryota, Fungi, Ascomycota, Sordariomycetes, Hypocreales, Hypocreaceae. The record is from RefSeq and is a predicted model, not a curated record. The transcript has a single exon. The coding region runs from base 1 to 1053 and encodes 350 amino acids.